UCGACUGCAGUCGGCUGCAGUCGGCUUCAACAAUACUAAUUCCCACCCGUCCUAAUAAUAGUGUUUUAGAGAACAAACAGUGUUGUACAGAAACUAGUGAAUUAAAAUUAGCCCGAGGAUAGAACCACGUGAAAGACUCCAAAGCCGGCUUGACUGAUGAAGCUGUAACCGGCUAAUUAAAAAAAGACACUAAAUUGGAAGUCACCGCCCAACAAUACUGGCAGUAUUACAACAAUUCACUCAACAGACUGAACCGAACCUAGUCCGACCUUCCCCAACUUUUGACUGCGAGGAAUACUAAUUUCUGAUCGCUGAAGAGUGACGGAUUAAUUUAACAAAGUGCGAUAUAGCAGUGAAGUCACGUUGCUGAUUAACCCGAUUUGGAUUAUUCCCUUGGAUGUGGAAUCUGGGUUAUCUACGGAUUAGACCAGUGAAGAUAAAACCGGAAUAAGAGGAUCACCUUAUCUGGUUCUUGAAGAAACUUCAUCUGGAACCUGGUGCAGAAUCUGGACUAUGGAGUUGUUAGACCAGGCUAUUGAAGGGCUAUCUGGCAUAUCUGGUUAAUUAAAUUAAUUAACGUUUAGCUCCAGGGAAGAGGUCUUCAUCUGGACCGAAUUAUCAAAGUGUACCAGCCAAUUGGAUCAUAAAAGACUCUGCCACCUGAUAUCGGAUUCCACGGAACAUUUCCUCGCCUAGGCCCGGAUUAGAUAGAUACCGCGAUUGUGCACAAUCUAGUUUAUCAUUAAAUCCGACCAACUAAUUCAGUGGAGCCGGUCGAAAUAAUCGAGCGAUCCUUUGCCUGAUCUGGGUCACUAGGACGACCUUCUGGCUUACCGGGAGAGCACCUCUCGUUUUGAAAUCCUGAGCCUCGACUCGUGAUGACCGUGAGACGGAAAUCAGGUGUCGAUACUUCCCAGUAUCAGCGAACCGUCUACCUCUAUCAGGAUCCCCAGAGCCUGUCCGGCCGUGUCGCUAUGGAAUCGAUGGGUCAAUCGAUCGAUAAGGCCACUCGUCCCGCUGAUAAGACUCAGUCACCUGCCGCCAAACUUGGCCGAAAUUUCGACUAGUGAUACCUUUCAAAGAAUCCGGUAGACGAAGAUACUAUGCACCGCCUCGUGGGUCUUCUUCUCGUCUAUCUAACCGGAAUGGUCCACACCGCGGAGAUAAUCCCGGUGCCUCUGAACGGCUCAAAGAUAUUACCUUCGCACAGGGAUCUGCCUCUUGUUGGAAAAUGCUGUCCCGUGGGCGAGAUCCUGACGAGAGGCAGGGAUGGAAAACCAAUUUGCCUGCCUUUUUCGAAAACGAAUUCCUCGGCCAUCCGCAGUUUUUCUCCGCUUUUCGGAGAUUUCAACCAGACUGGCGUCGUCGCUCCUGGAGAACAACGAGAGCUCUUCGUGGCCAUCAUUGGAGAUCCUUGCAAGUUCCAGAGAUACAUGUUGGCACCGGAAGAGAGCUCGAUGGAUCAAUAUUACCUGUUGCUCAAUGGAUCCAUAUUCGCUCCAAGCCAUGUUCCAAAAAUGCUCCAUCCUGGAGUCGACUACUGUAUGGAAGUGGUCCCUAAAAUGGGCAUCAGAGUCCUCGUGUGCUUUCCUGAAGAAGGUGAACCGGUGAACGACUCCAGAAUCAUCUUCUACGCUUGCGGCUUGCUGAUCUCUGUGCCCUUUUUGAUCCUGACAAUAGUGGCAUAUUCCAUUACUCCGAGACUGAGAGAUGUCUACGGUAAAGCGCUUUGUCACUAUUGUGGCUGCCUAGCAGUGGCUUUUACUUCCUUGGCCAUCGCACAACUUGGCAGUGGCCACAUCUCCGACAGUUUCUGCGUAUCAAUCGCCUUCGUCAUCCAGUUCUCCUUCGUGGCGUGUUUCUUCUGGCUGAACGUGAUGUGCGUAGAGACGUGGUUGUUAGUGCGUCGCCACGUCCGCCGGGAUUCCAGUGCAAGGAUGCACCCCAGAAGAUUGUUCUUCUACUACUCCAUCUGGGCCUGGACCCCCCCAGCUCUUCUGAUCCUGGUGUCCAUGGCAAUGGACCUGAGCCCCACGGUUCCCACAACCUACGUGAAGCCCAACUUCGGCGAACAAAGCUGCUGGUUCAAGUCCGACAUGGAAGCGAUGCCGUAUUUCUACGUACCCGUUGGCUUCCUGGUGUUGGGGAACUUCGUCCUCUUCACCCUAACAGCAGUCAAGAUCGCGAGUUAUCAGCGUGACCUUGAUCUUAGACGCCUCGCAAGGAACCAGGAGUCCGACCGCGAAGAGCAGAGGCUCUUCAGGAGAUUGAAGCGGACUUUCUUCAUGUGCUUGGGACUGUUCUUCCUGAUGGGCAUCAACUGGGCCAUGGAGCUCAUUUCCUGGUGGGCUGGGGGCGAUGCUCUGGCGUGGUCAGCCUUCGACAUGGUCAACGCUCUCCAGGGAGUCCUCGUCUUCGGGCUCUUCGUCCUCCGGAAACCCGUCAGGGACCUUAUUUGGUACAGGAUACAAGUUAUCCGGGGAAUCAACGUGGUUGAGCCGGAUAUCGAAAGCAUGGAUCUCAGGCUACUUCCGGUCGCCACGGAUUCUCUGCCCAGGCAGAGGCUGGAACGAUGAGUAGAGGUCCAGCGAAGCGACCCAAAAUGUGCUUAGACUGUGUAACUAUUCGUCCAAGUUUCGUUAACUGUUCAGGAUGCUUCGAGAGGUAGCUCGAAUUUCUCGCCCAAUCCUGAAACUUACUCGGAACUUGCAUUGUCUUAAUAUUAAUAUUAAUCCAUUCUGUACUGUUCUGUGUUAGGAGACGUGGUUUUUGUUACUCGAUGGCUUCCAGUGUUUCACGCCGUGAAAGUCCCAAUCUGUUGAGUGUUCCCUUGGGAAAGAAUUCUUUGCUCUGCCGUCUGACAAUCCGAAUCAACUGGUAAUCGCGUAAAGUCUAAGAAGAGUAGACAUCGUUCUCAGAGAAAUCAUUUAUUUAAAAAUCAUCCUUGAUGUCCAUAAAGUUACCCCGGUAAAUAAGUUCAUUCAUUACUAUAGAAUCCAUUGCUCUAUUUCAUUAUCAUUGAGAUGUAAUUAAAUCAUGUGGAAUUUAAUUCAAAUCGUGCGUACCCUGUUUACUGGCGAAAGGGAACUUAGCUUACUCGUUAACUCAAUUUGCUAGCAUACAGCAAUGAGUGUACAUACACAAAUGUCAAAGACAGCAGAAAAUCACAUUUUGGACGAAAAUAUGCGUGGAUGCUAGAAGCAAAAUCUGGUCACCUACUGUUGCGGAAGAGGCCGAUUUUCGUGUAAAAACCAAAUAACGUUACAGCGUAAGCAACGUCUGUUCCUACACCUUGCUUCCUAUUUAGUUUACUCGUCCUAGACUCGACAUCAAACGGAAUCGCCUCUAGUAUGAGCCACAUUGUAAUGUGAAAACUGCCACUGUGACAUUGCAAUUUACAAUUGCAAUUGCGCAGGCUAUUACUGGCACGACCAGUAUAUCCGAAUCGAAUAACAUUAAAGUGUUAAGAAAUUAACAACAGGCCGUUUAAAUGGUCCUCGCAGCUUCGGAUUUCGCCGAUUAACGCAUCGCGAGCUCGAAACUCUCGCUUAUUUAUAUCAUACAUAAUAAAUUAUUGAAACAAGUAUUACGA
Molecule: messenger RNA, 3592 nt
Organism: Orussus abietinus
Lineage: Eukaryota; Metazoa; Arthropoda; Insecta; Hymenoptera; Orussidae
Product: G-protein coupled receptor Mth2-like
Exons: 6
Coding region: 1104-2576 (490 amino acids)
Biological process (GO): cell surface receptor signaling pathway; G protein-coupled receptor signaling pathway
Cellular component (GO): membrane
Molecular function (GO): G protein-coupled receptor activity
Source: RefSeq, a predicted model, not a curated record